AUGUACUCUCCCAAAACCACAACCCUCCUCCUGGCCCUACUCGCCCACUCGCGGCUCAUCACAGCCCAGUGCCCAGCCGUCUGGACCGACGUAGCCACCGACCUGAAGACAUCAUUCAUCGGCAGCGACGGGGGUUGCACGGAUGAUGCGCGCGCCGCCAUCCGCCUCUCUUUCCACGACUGCUUUCCCGGAUCCUGCGACGGCUCCAUCAUCCUCGCGGGCGAGUGCACAGACCGCGGCGAGAACGCGCAGAUGAAAGACAUCUGCUCGAUCCUCGGCGACAAGGCCACGGACUUCGGCGUUGGUACUGCUGAUCUGAUACAGUUUGCUGCUGCAUUCGGCAUAGCCUCAUGUCCCGGCGGCCCCAAAAUCGCGGUCAAAGUCGGACGGACCGACUCCUCCGUCGCGAACGCCGCGGGGCAGAUGCCCGGCGCCAACGACGACGCGGACUCGAUCGUCGCCGCGUUCGCCGCCAAGGGGUUUUCGAUCACGGAGCUGGUGGCGCUGAUGGGCGCGCACAGCACCGCCAAGGACCUCAACGGCAACGCGCUCGACACCACCGUCGAGGACAUGGACAGCACGUUCUACACCGAGACGGCGGACGGCACGGCGCCCGCGAGUUUGAACAGCGACAAAAACCUCAGUAACUCGACGCAGACGAGCUCCGAGUGGGAGGCAUUUGGAGCCGAUUCGGAGGCGUGGAUGGCGGCUUUCGUGCCUGCGAUGGAGAAGAUGGCCUUACUUGGUAACGACGCGGCGAGCUUGACGGAUUGCUCGAGUGUCCUGACGGAUGCUUUCGCGUGA
Hypoxylon fragiforme is the source of this 804-nucleotide messenger RNA. RefSeq names its product class II peroxidase. The coding region runs from base 1 to 804 and encodes 267 amino acids. The record is from RefSeq and is a predicted model, not a curated record. Gene Ontology annotation, molecular function: heme binding; peroxidase activity. Gene Ontology annotation, biological process: response to oxidative stress. NCBI's taxonomy places the organism in Eukaryota, Fungi, Ascomycota, Sordariomycetes, Xylariales, Hypoxylaceae. The transcript has 3 exons.